This is a messenger RNA of Xenopus laevis (African clawed frog), 1431 nucleotides long. RefSeq names its product chromosome 9 open reading frame 135 S homeolog (gene cfap95.S). The transcript is spliced from 6 exons. Lineage: Eukaryota; Metazoa; Chordata; Amphibia; Anura; Pipidae. Bases 284 to 916 code for a protein of 210 amino acids. Gene Ontology annotation, cellular component: plasma membrane. The record is from RefSeq and is a predicted model, not a curated record.
AGAUUACCCCAGCACCGCGUAGCUAAAACCUAUCCUAUACUAAAUAGCGAAAAGACAAAGCGAUUUUCGGUUGCUAAGGUAGUGUAAUGGUAGUGACUGUCUGUAUAUCUCCGAUAGUUUCAUGUACCCGGUGAAUAAGUGUGAAUGAAAACGCCGAUAAGUACAGCACUAUUUUAGUACUGCGGCUGGGCGGAGUGACACUGCUUGACGGUACAACAACCAGAAGCGGCAGCAAAGAUUCAGCGGUAUCGGGCAAGUGCUGGAUAGUUCUGUUUUACCUAUAAUGUCGCUGUAUGCCAUGCCCGAUCUUUAUGAGAGGAAAGGUUCUCUUUAUCUGCGGUCAAACCACGUGACAUAUGGCAGGACCACCUUGGUGUCAGGCUGGCAUCAAAACCGAGAAGCUGAACCUAAAGAUUACGAUUUGGACACCUUACCACUAGGCAAGAAAAACUUGUGUCAUUCUACAUAUAGGAGUUUAGGAAAAGUGGAAACUACUGAUUGGAAAACCACAACUGAAGAACAGUUAUCUCAAGUUCAGUUAAAGAAGGACUAUGAAGCUAGAGAUGUUCCAAAAUCAAUGGUUAAUGAAAACACUAUUGAUGCUGUUGAUGUUUAUCGACAAACUGGGAGUUAUGAAAGAGGAUCUGUCUUGCCACGGCAUGACAAAGACCAUGGAAAAAUACAUCUGGAAACAACAUAUCAUAAUGACUACUCCUUUCCUUUUCAACCCACAAUGAUACCGCAUGCUCCUGAGUGUCCAGCAGCUUAUAAAAAAUGCCACUCCCAGUUUACAGAUACUGCAGAUUACAGAAGGGAUGGUAGGAAUACCUGGCAAGAUGAAAGUGGAAUUUAUGGCAAUCACCAAAUAAAGCACAGCAUAUUUAAGAAAAGCUGCCCUAUCACUCCACAUCUGUGAAGAUAAAGUAGCCAUGUGUCAUAAGAUGUUUGAUCUUGUUCAGCCAGUGACUGGAAGCUUUAUGAUUUUUGGUGAUAUAACUAAUGUUUUACUAUAAUUCUGUCAAAUACAUGAUGCUUUGUGACCAGUUAUUUUUGUUUUAUAUAGAAAUGUCAAUUAUAUAAAUAUAGCAUUGCUGGUGGAAAUAUAAACUGGUCUGUACGAAUACCUUCUAACUGGAAUUCUUUUUCCAUCAACUGUGCCCUAGUCUGCAGCAUGGAAUUUCUUAUGACUGCAGAUGCAGAGCCCCUUUCCAUGCACAAUUGCCUUAUGUGCCAUCUUUUUGUUUUUUCCCAUGAUUGGCCUACUCUACUCUUUGUUCCACUUUAGCCAGCUACGUCAGAAGAAAAAGAAAAUUGACGAAAAUGUUAUAAAGAGACCUGUAACUUAUAUAGGAAGGAUGUUUCAAGGCAAACAGGUAGCAACCCUUUUAUGCCCAAAAAAGGAACAUUAACAUCAAAAAAUAAAAGUGUUUU